AUGUCGCACAGCUCUAGUACAGGAAGUAUCCACCAGUAUGUCAACGAAUCUCCCGAAAGCUCAGCUGUAUCUCAGCUAGCGUCAAGCACAUACCCGGCAAUCUUUAUACCCUACCUUUCUCCGGGGGUAGCUUACGAUGCGGCGAACUCGUCCAACGCUGGAGACAACCAGUCCUAUGGCAGCUCUAUCAUGUCUCAUGCGCCCGCAUUUUCUAACGAUGCCACUUAUCAAGAUUCGUUCUAUUCCAACGCCUUUCGCAAUUGCGCCGCCACUACGAUGGCUGGGCUCUCUACCCCUGCCCAAACCGUGUUUCCUUCAUCAACGAGGUCGUCUUCGAGAGCUCCGGCUCCGGCUUCAGGCGCCGAGCCUAAUAAUCCCCUGAUCCGGCGCCUGUACGGUGUAUCUCAGUCGGGCUUCGAAGACAACUACAUAUACCCCGCAGGCGACCCUUGCGCACACGAAGGCACUUUUGUGCCCACGAGCUUGACCUCAGCCCACAGCGCGACUUCGUAUUGGGACGAUUCAACGCAUGUGCAGCCUUAUCAUCCUCCUUUCGACUCGGAUGGUGCUCGUCUUCAUGGACCGGCGAUGAGUCGAGGUCAAAGGGGCCGGAAAGGUCAGACGUAUCCCUCUCUCGAUACUGUCGCCAACGCUGCUGGAGCAGCCCGCCGUUCACAGAAGCGUUCGCGAGAGGAAACCUCGGAGCUGGCUGGGCCUCCUUCAUCUUCCAUGAAUGUUUGGGCUUUGACUCCGCCUGUUACGCCGCCAAAGAAAACUAAGAGCAGCCAGAAGAAACUUGGCGGGCGCAAGAGCCAUAAGUGA
This is a messenger RNA of Coniophora puteana RWD-64-598 SS2, 822 nucleotides long. RefSeq lists its product as uncharacterized. The transcript has a single exon. The record is from RefSeq and is a predicted model, not a curated record. Lineage: Eukaryota; Fungi; Basidiomycota; Agaricomycetes; Boletales; Coniophoraceae. Bases 1 to 822 code for a protein of 273 amino acids.